AUGAAUGCACCAGAUCGGUUUGAUGUGUUUUACUUGCCACCAGGGUCACAAAAAAUGAAGAUUACACCAGACACAAAAGUUCAAAAUGCGGCGACUUUUGAGAUACUUCGAGAAGAUCAUACUAUGGGAAAUGUAAUUCGACACAAAUUGUUACAAGAGCCACAAGUAAUCUUUGCCGGAUAUAAAGUUCCACAUCCAUUAGAACAUAAUGUGAUCAUAAGAGUUCAAACUACUAAUGAAACAAAACCUGAAGCCAUGGUAGCGAAAGCUUUAAAUGAUUUAAUUACGGAAGUUGGUUAUCUAAGAACAAAAUUCAUGGAAGAUUUGGGUCGUGCAAGAGCUCUAGUAAUACCUCGAGAACAAAAAUCAAUGAUAGAACAAGAACCGCAAAUCAUGCAAGGUAUUCAACAACCUACCCGGGAACCUGCCAAUACGUCGGUCGGAAAUACUGGUGGUGUUGUAAGAAAAGAAGCAUUAGCCCUUUCAGUUGAAUAUUUACGUAUCUUUACAGUCCAGGCUGUUAUCCGUGCGACCAAUGAAGUCAAGGAUGAAGUUGGAGGAUCCUUGAUAAGAUUAGAAGUUACUCAUUUAGAAAAGAUUGCUCCCCAGCUUUCAAGAGAUUUUUGA
Funneliformis caledonium is the source of this 627-nucleotide messenger RNA. NCBI's taxonomy places the organism in Eukaryota, Fungi, Glomeromycota, Glomeromycetes, Glomerales, Glomeraceae. The record is from the annotation of a GenBank genome assembly.